Xyrichtys novacula (pearly razorfish) is the source of this 21851-nucleotide messenger RNA. The record is from the annotation of a GenBank genome assembly. Lineage: Eukaryota; Metazoa; Chordata; Actinopteri; Labriformes; Labridae.
CUCUGCCUCACCGACUCUCUUUUUCUCUCUCUCUCGCCUCGCGACACAGAGACAGACAGCUCGACUUGACUCGGUUCAAAGUUACAUCAGGAAACCAGCGGAGAAAUGUCGACUUAUUACGGGUUUAUGGAAGAAUUCAGCGAUGUAGACAACACGACUGUUCCCUCCGCCGAUGAAUGAGAGAAAAACACCGACGUGGCCGUGGACAGAGGAGCUGCUGUUUCAGGUUUUUGGAUCAAGGUUGAUGUUUUUUUUUUUCCUCCUCGGGAUUUCGGCGGUUACACGGACGUUGGUGAGUGAACACCGUCUGACCAGCUGCUUCCACACAGAUACAUGGCUGUAUUUCUAUGUGAUGAGGACAAAAAGGAGAUUUCUGUCGGUUGUGGGUGGCCGCUAGAGUGUUUGACUGAUAGCAGGUCAUUCACCUGGUGGACCGCCCGCCCGCCUGCCUGCUUGCCUCGGGUGAAUAUUUGCAGACAUGCACCAUGAACCGAGGCCAGAUGUUCAUGGCCGCUGGGCCUCAGCUGUAAAACUGUAGAAUAAACCUAUUCAUACAGACAUAGACCAUCAUGUACCUGGAUCAGCACAGGGAUUUUUAAGGUGGCCAAACAAAAUAGGUAGGGGAGACCGGGACUUGUUGUCAUAUUGCGAUUAUCUUUGCCACCAGAGGGCACAACGAAAAAUCGGAAUACUAGUUUUCUUCCUUUUCAUGGUCAGGGGUCGUGUCCUGUCUGAGAAGAUGUUACAGGUUUCUCAGGUGAGUUUUAAGGUCGGGGCUGAUGCGAAUAUAGAACACGAAAUUACGCAAUAUACAGAGGCAAAUUUUGACGGGCCUGACUAUACAUAUCAAGCCCGAUGCGAUUUUGUGACUUUCUGGCGGUAAAGAAAGACGCAUCACGGGGAAGACUUUUCCCCUUGGCCUCUGAUUGGCUAGAAAAGCAGGAAACGUCAUCACACGCUCAAGCCAAACAGUCAGCACUUACAGCCAAUCAGAGGCGAAGGAGGGCGGGACCAAACUGAUUGUUUUCAGUUCUGAUUUGACAUCUAGUGUUGAGAUGUCUGUCUGUCAUGAUAGCAUGUACUGAGUCGGGGCCAGUACCAGAUAAGCAAAUGAAACUACAGUAACAACCGUUAGCUUACGUUAGCACAGAUGAAGGUUAAAACAAAAACGUUUAGCAAUCUGUUAAAGCACACAAAACAUCGUCAUAUGAGAAAUCCGACGCUAUGACUCUCCACAAGUUGUCCUUCAGGUCGUUAUCUUUGUAAUAUUUGUGUUUUUUUAUCAAAAAGUACUCUGUUCUCCGACACGUAAACAAUCAGCCAGUCGGCCAUGUUGGAUAUACCGGUGAAUCUGACGUCGCAACAACACGAAAUCUGAUUAGUCAGAAGUGGACGCACAGUAUGCGAAACUUUAGGCCACUUUUAGACGGAAACGGUCUCCAUAGAAAACGGAAAAAUUUAGUUUCGUUUAGGCAACUGCGUUUUCAGGAGAUGAAAACGUAACAAAGUGAAAACCCCCUCCAGAGUGGAAAUGUUGUAAGCGCUCUGCUAGUCCCGCUUUCGUCUAAAGUACAACAACGCUGAAAACAGUCAAACCUGUGACGUCCUGGCUCACGUCGCCUCACGCUGCGUGCUUCUAGGAAGUAGAAUGGAAGUUGUUCUACGUAUGCGUUGUUGGUCUAUAUGGGAGCGCGGUCACAACGACACGCGCCACCUAGCGACCUGGCAUGCACAUUACAGCGUUUUCAACCACAUUGCAUUUUUUUGUAAACACAGCAUAAAAACUGAAAACGAAACGGCACUUUUCCGUUUUCUAUGGAGACCGUUUCCAUCUAAAAGUGGCCUUAAAAAAAUCGGCCGUGAUCCGAAAAAAUAAAUGCCGCAAUAUUGCAGGACGGGAAAACAUUGCUGAUGUGAACGCUUGUAUUGACAGGAUAUGGGUUUGGAAAAGUAUUGACAUCUGAAAUAAUCGCACGAAAAAAAUGGUCCCGGUGUGUAAGGACCCUCAAUCUUUAAAACUGACUUACAUAUGAUGUGUAUUUUUUUGGGAAAUAUGGUUCCUGGAAUAGUCAGUAGACGAUCAUAAUCAUUCAGCUGUUUCACUGGUGUUUAAAAUGCAGACUAAAUAUCGAGAUGAAAUAUCGUCCCAGCCCUAUAGUGUUGGCAAACAUGGUAGUUCAAGGGCAACAUGUUUCAGUCAUUAGUUAUCAUGUGAAAUUUCAUGAUGAAAUGAUGAAAAAGAGUGGUUUAAAGGAGAGGAGAAAGCGAGAAGACAUGGUCAGGAAUUACAAAAGAAAAACAGAACAUGUCAGUGCAGUUCCUGACGUGAUGCUGAGGACAGUCAGACAGGUGACCCUCGCUAAUAAAUCAAUCUGGAGUACGAUAAAGGACUUUAAUGUCGACUACCAUACCUUAGCUCGGUACUGAGAAAAUUCACUCCAGCCGAAACACAGAGUCAGACAGCUCUCCAAACUCCAGAGCAUGUUGCACAAUAUUGUAUGUUAACGUUUGUUCAAUUACUUUUUGCUCAAUGAUAAACAUAUUCUGCGCCUGUCAAACCUGCUCAGGGUAGGAGCCCCGCAGAGUCACGAACAUUGAGAAGCUGUCACAAAUAAAACAAUCAACAGAUCUAAAACACGUGUUCAAAAACAUCUGGCUUUUAGGAAAAACAACCGCACUGGUCUGUUACCGUUUUGUCCAUAAUACUCUUGAAUUUGCACAGAAAUAUGAGUGUGUCCAGAUGUGCAAAAACAAUAGUAAAAAUGCACCUCUCAAACUCAAUUUUCUGGAGGAAUCAAAGGCGUCGCCUCCCGCUGUGAAAAACAAGGAGGCUACUGGAUUUUCAACAACAUGCUGAUCAGACAUGUCACCUACUGAGGCCCAGAGUCUACACAUACUUUCCCCGCAUCUGUAUUCCUGUUUGAGUAUUUCUGGUUGUUUUCACGAGAGCUUGACCUAUCCUCUUAUCUUCAGAAAACAGACUGGUCACUAUGAUAGCACAGGCGACAACAUGCCAUGCUGCCACUGCUCACACCAACAGUCCAAAUCAAGGUUAUUUCUGUUUGUUUGGUGCUUUCUCUGGGGAUACGAGUAAUCAAAGUCAUCAAACAUGAAGUCGAGAUCAGGUAGAAUCAGGGCUGAGCGAUAUGGGAAAAAGUUCAUCACGAUAUAUUUUUUUGUAUCGGUCGAUAUAAAAAAUGAAAUUCAACAGUGCUUAUUGGUAGCAUGUCUUUUGCAAUACAAUAAGCAACUGCAUGUGUGAGGUCUUUGUGUCUCUUUGACAUUUCGACAUAAGGCGUUGCACUAGCCGCUGCACAGGCGCCAUGAGCUCGGCUUUGGCCUGUAACCUUUUGCAAAGCGGACUGAAUGGUCGGCUGUUUCGGCUGCACAGGCGCUAUGGGCUCCUUGCUCCGCUCGGGGUUUGUAACCUUUUGCAUUGAGCGUGCUCUGCGGCGUGGCGCUGCUUCAGUGCUGUCGGCUUCAUGUGUUAAAACUUUUACAGUUGCGUGUAGCUGCUGCCUGCUACUAUAAAGUUGUUUGCUACUUGGUUCUAAAGGUCCCUACACACCGGGAACGACGCAAAUAUAGGACGCGAAAUUGCGAAAUACUCAGAGGCGAAUUUUGACGCUGUUUGAACUGUUAAAGCACACAAAACAUCAUCAUAUAAGAAAUCUGACGCUAUGACUCUCCACAAGUUGUCCUUCAGGUCUUUGUCUUUGUAAUGUUUGUGUUUUUUAUCAAAAAGUACUCUGUUCUCCGACACGUAAACAAUCAGCUGGUCAGCCAUGUUGGAUAUACUGGUGAAUCUGACAUUGCAAGAACACGAAAUCUGAUUGGUCAGAAGUGGACACACAGUAUGCCAAACUAUAAAAAAAUCGACCGUGAUGCGAGGAAAUAAAUGCCGCAAUAUUGCAGGACGGGAAAACGUCGCUGAUUGACGUCCGAAAUAAUUGCACGAAAAAAACCGCACAAAAAAAGCUCCCCUUUUUUAAGGACCUUAAUUUAGCACAGGAUUGGUUUAGCACAAAGCGGAAACUCUCCUUUGUCAUUGGCUAUUGGUAUAGUCUACCAAAACAUGGCAGAAUGCCAACUAUUGAAAAGGAUAUUGACCAAGUUUCAUAUUAAUAUUGAGGGAAAUUAAUCUUUGAUAUAUAUCGUUAUCGUUUUAUCGCCCAGCCCUAGAUGGAAUCAAAGAAAACCUAAUUUUCUCUGGCAGUCUGAGCACACAACAUUUCAGAUUAGAUAUUUUUAUCCAGUCACUGCAACCCAGAAUCAAGAAUUCAAGAAUACCAAAAUACUUGAGCGACUGCGACCUCAACUACCUCUUUCACUCUUGUUGUGAUCAUUUGUUUUUGACGUGUUACUAACCAGAGUGCACGCCAAUCCUCUUCAAGGUCAGUCCUUUUUGUACUCUCGCAAAGACUAACAAGCAGAUAGUUUUGGUUUGAGUAAGCUAGGUUCUGUUUAUGACUGUAAUAUUUUAUAUCAACCCCAAAACGGUACACGGUACACAAGUUUUUCUCUUUAUCAUCAUGGGGGUUAGUAUUUGAAGGUUUGAGACUGCACAAAAGUGAUUAAAACUUCCUUUUAGAGAAAUUUAGAUGUAUUUUUCUGUUAUUUUCAGACAUUUCACAGACAAAAUUGGUGAACUGGUCCUUUAAAAGGAAAAAGCUCUUGAAGGGAGAGAAAAAAAAAUCAGGGAGGCUUGUCUUAAACCGCUGGCCUAAUUCUCUGCAAACUCCAAGUAGCUUAAUCUCUGCAUGGAAAUGCAUUAGAAUUACAUGUAAAGCUUGUGGAAAUACCAGCAGACUUAGCGAGGCUUAAGGCAGCACCUCAGUGACCCUGCCAGGCCAUGAUGUCCUCAUUUCCAGCUGUUUUUCCCCUUUCACUUUGAUCGCCAGGCUGAAUUUUACAGAACCAGCUACUCCAGCCCUGUGAGAGGAGUGUUCCCCCACGUGGCAUCCAGAUGUUACCCUCCCUGUACAUUUGGCCUCAGCAGGACAGAAAUACCAGCUCACCUUAAAGAAGAACAGACAUACUGAAGCGUGGCUCGCUUUUGCAUGAUGUUAAAAAAAGCCGUUUUUGCAGUUACAUUUGGGAGUUAAAGAUUUGUAAUUUGGCUUUAAAGAGUUUUUGAGAAACCGAGCGCAGAUCAUUUGAAAAGUUUCGUCUGUGUUCAACUUCUCUCUCAGCUCCUUGGAAACUAGUGUGUUAAAAAGAGGAACUAGAGGCUCGCUCAGUUACAGUGAACAUUGCAGGAGAGAAAUGGGGAAGUUGCACCACUCUUCGGCUCAUCCUGUCCGAUCUGAAACAAAUGGCGUUGUGAGGCAGAAACCGACUCUGAAAAUGAAAACACGGGAAAGUAGUAAUUAGUGGCUUCAGAUCGACGGUCUGAGAGUGAGCUGUGAUACAGCGUGACAGUCGGCGGCUCCUUUGAGGAGAGAUGUAAAAUAAAUCUAGAUAUGAUUCAGCCUCACUGGAAGGGUUUUAAGUGUUCUUGGCAAAGUAACAGAGUUGGAACCAUCACACCCUGCCGGUCUGAAAAUAGCUCUCCAUGCAGAGUGGUGGCUAAUGUUUGGAUGAUGGACAGUAUCUUCACUUCAUGAGCCAAAAAAAGGCGUGAAUUCAGGCUCGAGUCAAGAUCUGCUGCUGUAUUACAACUCAAGAACACUGUUUUAGUUUGUGGGCUGUACAGGCUGAGUUUGGUACCGUUCUUUUUUUAAACUCUGUGUGAUUUUUGUUUUCUUUUUUUAGGUAGAAAUGAUGCAGAAGAGACGCUGCUGGCUGUGGAAGGCAGCGAGCCCGGACUCAGCCCUUCAACGCCAAGGCUGAGGAGCUGCGAAGGAGCGAGGAUCCCUCCUUGCUCGACCCUGAAUAUCACACCUUGACUUGUCUGGUGUGUGUUUUUUGAGCCAAUUCUAGAACUGGUAUUGAGAAAGUACCUUUAUCCUUUUCAGUUGACUGUGGAUUUUAUGAAGCAGCCAUGAGGAGCAGCAGAUCCAGCCUUCUCCUGGGCUGUGUGCUUCUCUGCUCAGCCUCUCUGCUCUAUUUGGGCAUGAGCGGGAUCGAGUGCCCUCCGAAAAGCCAUCGUUACAGGUGGAUGGAGCUCAAUCUGGGCUCAGCCAAUCACAGCUUAGGCCUGACUGAACACUUCCCAGAAGACACGCCCCUGAUCUUCAUCGGGGGCUUCCCCAGGAGCGGCACGACGCUGAUGCGCGUCAUGCUGGACGCCCACAACCAUGUGCGCUGCGGGGAGGAAACCCGCGUGAUCCCCCGCCUUCUGGCCAUGCGGGCCACCUGGAGCCGCUCGGUGAAGGAGAGGAUACGGUUGGAUGAGGCCGGCGUCACCGAUCAGGUGUUGGACUCGGCUGUCAGAGCGUUCCUGUUAGAGGUGAGCCGCUUUGUGACUGAUGUUUGAGAAUCACACAAUCACAAUUUAAAAAAAACUUUAUAUACCGUAUUUUUCGCACCAUAAAGCGCACCGGAUUAUAAAGCGCAUUAAGCCAAAGAAAUCAGAUAAGUCAAACUUCAUUUAACUCAUUUAACAACUCUGCGAGGCUACGGUAGCUGCAGAAAGUUAAAGUCAGAAAAAGACGAUUGGCUGAGUGAAAAACUUGUCAUUCACAAGUUUGUGCUAAUAUCAGAUCAAUAUCGGUAUUGUAUCGGAGGUAAAAAAAAAAAGUUGUAUCGGGACACCCCUAAUUAAAACCCGUCAUGCCGGUUUGAAACUUGUAUUUAAAGGUCUGUUUGCGAAAUCAGAUGUUGUCUUGGCAACAACUGCAAAACUGUGUCAUGACCUCAUAUGAAACAUAAACCGGGGCAGUCUUUGUCUCUUUGUGUCUCAGUGUACCAAGAUGAACUGAAACCAGGGAAAACUGUUGACAAGACAACUUUAUGAUGACUUUAUAUCUGUCUGUUCAGUCUAACCCUCAAACUUCUGAAUGAAUCUGUUUUCCAUCAUGUUCAGCUGGUGCUUAAACCGCUUAAUUUCACUUUUAAAUGAGUGUCAGUGUCUCUCCAUGUUUGUUUCUCAUCUAUCCUGGUUUAAAAGGUCAUUUUCUGUUUAUAAUAAGAGUGAUAGGAUCCUGUCCCUGCUAUUAAAGAUUACUCACACAAUUACAUUUUGCAUCUCAAGAGGAGUAUACCCUCUGUUUUCAAAGGACAGGUCUGUCUCAAACAGUUCAGGCAUUCAUGGUCAUAACUCUUUUUGUUUCAGGUGAUAGUAGGGCACGGGGAGCCGGCUCCUCGUCUCUGCAACAAGGACCCGUUUGCCUUGAAGUCUCUCUCAUAUCUGUCCAGAAUCUUCCCUAAAGCCAAAUUUGUUCUCAUGCUGCGAGACGGACGGGCAACUGUUCACUCCAUGAUAUCACGCAAGGUACGGUGGAUCAUCUCACUCAUGUGUUUGUCCAAACAGCCACGUAUCGAGUCUGUGAUGGUACCAUUUCACAACAACACCUCCCUGUGGUUUCUGGUUUCUCUCUGCCACCACACUCUUUCAUGAUCAACUGGUUUUAACAGACCACAUCACUGAACCCCGAUUUUAGCAUCUUUACAUCUUUAGAAUUGAUUUUAAGAUUUUACUCAUUACUUUUAAGGCGGUAGAGGGUCUGGCUCCAAUCUACAUAACAGAACUUUUAACUCCCUAUGAGCUAGCCGGCACCCUGAGAUCCUCGGUUGGGGGCCUCCUGGUUGAAACUUGUAACUAAAGGUGACCAGUCCUUUUCCAUCAGGGCCCCUGGACUUUGGAACGACCUCCGUGAGGAGACAAUAAUAAUAAUAAUCAUCUUUAUUGUCCCCAGGGGGAAAUUUGCUUUCACAGGUCUUAUUCUAACACAAAACACGAGUACAGACAACACAUACCAUAUGACACAAAACAUAUUACAAGGACAGGCCAUGAGAACCAUGGCGUGCAGAAUCAGUCACUGCUUUUAAAGCACGUCUUAAAACUCAUUUUUAUAGACUUUUUUUAACCUGAUUUUGUCUUCUUUAAAACCUUUAACUCUUCUUACUCGUGUUUUAUAACCUCUUAAUUUUUUUUUUUGAUAGUCCCCCUUGGUCUUAGGUUUUUGUGGUUGGUCCUGUGUAGACUGGGUAUCACGGGUUCUUAUGAUGUCUUUGUUUUUAAUGACGUCUCAGCUCAUGUGACACUCAUUAAAGCUUUUAUAGCUUCCACCGAUUUUAAUAAAAUAUUGAUUUUAUUUUUAUUUUUAUUACCAAUAAUGUCUCAUUUGGACAUGUUGAUUUGGGUUUUAGUCUUGUCUAGGCUCUUUUAUUUUGAUUAUUAUUAUUAUUAUUAGUAGUAGUAGUAGUAGUAGUAGUAGUAGCAGUAAUAGUUGUAGUUUAUUAUUAUUAAUAUAAUUAGUGGUAGUAGUAGUAGUAGUAGUAGUUUAUUAUUAUUUUCAUUAUUAUUAUUAUUAUUAUUGUUAUUAUUUUAUUAGUAGUAGUACUAGUAGUAGUAGUAGUUGUUGUUGUUGUUGUUGUUGUAAUAGUAGUGAUAGUAGUUAUAAAAGUUUAUUAUUAUUAUUAUUAUAACCAUUAUUAUUACUAUUAGUAGUAGAAGUAGUAGUUUAUUAUUAUUAUUAGUAGUAGUAGUGGUAGUUCUUGUAGUAAUAGUAGUAAUAGUAGUUUAUUAUUAUUAUUAUUAUCAUUAUUAGUAGUAAUAGAAGUAGUAGUUUAUUAUUAAUUUUAUUAUUAUUAUUAUUACUAGUAGUAGUAGUACUAGCAGAAGUAAUAGUAGUAGUUGUUGUAGUAAUAGUAGUGAUAGUAGUAGUAGUAGUUUAUUAUUAGUAUUAUAACCAUCAUUAUUACUAUAAGUUGUAGUCUUAGUAGUAGUAGAAGCAGUAGUUUAUUAUUAUUAUUAUUAGUAGUAGUAGUAGUAGUAGUAGCAGUAGUAGUAGUAGUAGUAUUUUAUUAUUAUUAUUACCACCAUCAUAAUUAUUGUUAUUGUUGGUGUCUCAUGAUCUUUGUAUCCAUCCACAGGUGACCAUCUCUGGCUUCGACCUGACCAGCUACAGGGACUGUCUGACGAAGUGGAGCAGCGCAGUGGAGACCAUGUACAGUCAGUGCCAGGCAGCCGGGGAGGCUCGGUGUCUGCCCGUUCGCUACGAGCAGCUUGUCCUGCACACAGAGGAGGAAAUGAGGAAGUUGCUUCACUUCCUGGAUUUGCAGUGGGACCUGUCGGUGCUGCAUCAUGAAGAGCUGAUUGGAAAAGCUGGUGGUGUGUCUCUGUCUAAGUGAGUCAUGCAGGUUAUCACACCUCUUCUACGUGUUGAGGUUUUCAGGUGUUUACUGUCGAGACAAGCUGCUCAUUGUGGUUUUUGGCAACAGUUUCAGACUUUCACAUGCAUAUAAACCCCAGUGCAAUGAACCGAUGCUGUUUGCUGCACUGGACCACAAACAGCUCAAGACCUUGUUUGGUUUCAAACUGUUUCAGUCGAUUUACAGAGGCCAUUAAAUUAAAACCUUACUAUCACAAUCAAAUUUUAAAAUCUCAAUCUCAUAUUUUUAAUCCAUAUCCAGUCUCAUUUAGGGUCAUUUAAAACAUAAAUUAUCAAUCUUUAGGAAAACUCUGUUUCCGAUAUUUUUAUUGUGAAGCAAUACAUCCAACUUUAGUUUAAGCAGUGCUUCAAUGUUUUUGAACAUAAAAGGGACAUUCCGGCAUAAAAUUAAUUUAGGGUCAAACACACCGUAACACAGAGUUAGACACCCCCCUCAAGAGAUGAAUGUUGCCGACUGCUUGCUACUCUACUUAUACCAACUUUAGUUACGACCGCAGGAUAGCAAUACACAGCGGUCUGAGGAGCCAUAAACAAACCUCAACUAAAACACCACUCUAUAGCCACAAAUAAUGCUCAGAACAGCACCUUACUUCAUCAUCAGUACAUAUAGGGUCCCAGCCAUAGUACUAGUCAUAAAACAUCUUUUUAACUUUGACAAAUUUCUUUAACAAAGAGACUAAACACAACUCACCUACUCUCCUCCAGCAGCCGCUUGUUUGUGGGGGAGCCCUGACAAGUUGAUCAGUCAAGUACAGCAGGGUUUCGCAGCUCAAGGAUGAACAUUUAUGAUUAUUACUUCAUGGAAAUAACCCGCUGCACUCGGUGAUUGACUCGUCAGGGCUCCCACACAAACAAGCAAGCAGUCGACAACAUUCAUCUCUGGAGGGGGGGUCUAACUCAGUGUUACAGUGUGUUUGCCCUUUACUAAACUUUACGCCGGAAUAUCCCUUUAAUAAGUAAAAGUAAGUCGUUUUUUUUCCACAGAAGAGACUGUAGCACAAAAGGCGAUGUUGCAUAUUCUGCAGGUUCCCAAUGCUCUCUGACGUCCCAGGUAUAACCAGAAGUGGCUCUGACCUUAUCGUAGUCCCAAAGAUUUUAGUGAAAAAUCAAAACACUGCUGUCCAUAAUAGUCUAACAGUAUAUGUCCAUAAUUUAUAACUGUGAAGCAAGUUUGCCUCAGUUUGAUUACAUUUUUCACAGAUGGGUAGUUUCUAGUGUUGAAAUACCUCAGGCUUUAAUCUGUAGCAGAUCUCAUAUGUCCACACUGGAGGGGUCACAGAGUCACAUAAAUACUCCACCUUGGACUCUAUCAUCAAAUAAUGUAGUCCAGCACUUAUUUUGUAACGUGUCUUCUUCUUCUUCUUCUUCUUCUUGUCCUAAAUUUCCAGAUUUGACGUUUGUCGUGUGUUUUGACUUUUGUAGUUUUCAGUCAGAGGGUCAGUUAAAGCUUACAGACAUCCAGCAGGAGAUGUUUAAUUUGUUUUUGUUGUUGGAGUAUUUAUGCGCAGGCCGGCAGCUCAGGGGAUUUGGUGAAAAUCUGUCUGCUUGACACAGCAAGUAGUCAAACCUGGCGUGUGUAUGUGCGCGCGUGUGUGUGUGUGUGUGUUUGUGAAGGACUUGUGCCCUUGUAUUACGCCCACAAAUGUUUUUUGUGCCAUAGGUUGUAUCUUGUGAAUACAGACCGCUUUAUCACACGUGGUCGAGGAAUAAUGUGUGUAAAAGGUUCGUUCAGCCUUGAUGAAAGUUCAUGUGAGGAACUGUCUGUCUGUCUGUCUGUCUGUCUGGGUUGAUUUUGGUGGCGCCCCCUGCUGAAAAGUCCCUCACAUUGUUGCUGAUUUCUUCGCUAAUGUGAUGGUUAUUGAAUUUAUCAAAGAAGAUAUGAAAAACAGUCCACUUUUACAUUGUCUUCAGUUUUUUUUUCUUUUUAUCUAAAGUGUUUUUUUGACAAAUUAAAAUCUAGAUUUUUUAUUUAACUCAUGGACAGUAAACAUUAACAUUUCAUGAAGUAUUUCAAACUUCUACAUUUCUUCACCUAAUCUCCUGUGAACUCACACUAACUGUGUGUUACAAUGUGUGUGUUAUACCUUGUGUGUGUUUGUGUGCAGGGUGGAGCGCUCCACUGACCAGGUGAUGAAGCCGGUGAACACAGAAGCCCUCUCUAAGUGGGUCGGAAACAUUCCCUCCGAUGUGUUGAGUGACAUGGCUGAAAUCGCCCCCAUGCUUGCUCGUCUGGGCUACGACCCCCACGCCAACCCUCCUGACUACACGAAACCCCAGCCUGUGUUUCCUCCAUUCAACUAUUCACAGGUGAGUUAAAAAACUGAGUCCGUACAGAACAUUUACAUGUCAUAGUUUUUAUUUUCUUGACAGUCUGCACCAAAAAUCAACAGAUUUUUUCACCUCAAAGUCGUGUAAAUAAUCCCGGACAAAAAGCUCCACAACAGUCCGAACUUUAAGUUGGAUUAUUCACAGAUUUUAAAUAAACAAAAGAAAAAAGCAGAGCUUCAGAUGUGAUCAGGUGGUUUUAGUGAGUGAUACACGUUAAAUCCUGAUAAAUGACCAAAAAGGUGAAUUAUUCAAACUGAUGUCGAGCUGAUCAGUAAGGAAACUCAACCUGCCUUACCAGAGGCACUGCUCUGCCACACAUUCAAAGAGAUGAUUGUUUUGUAUCUGUAAGGGAUUCUGAAACCCACUGAUUCUGAUCAACUAACCCCUAUAAUGGUGGGCAAGUAUUCAAAAGACAACCUAAAAAUAAAUGUAUAUUUAUGAUGUGCUCUUGACUCAUUUCCCCUUGUGCAACACAAGUAAAAAUAGUACUAAUGAGUGGUGGUGAAGUUACCCUAUAACCAAAUGUUAACACUUAAAGGAAUAUUCUGGCAUAAAUUUAAGUUAUGGUCAAACACACCGUAACACCAGGUUAGACACCCCCCUCGAGAGAAGAAUGUUGCAGACAGCUUCCUUCUCAAGUUGUACCAUCUUUAGUAAAGACCACACGAUAGCAAUACACAGUGGUCUACGUCUCCACGCACAAACCUUAACCAAAACGCCACUCUAUUGCCACAAAUAAUGCUCUGAACAGCACCUAACUUCAUCGACAGGACAUAUAGGGUCCCAGCCAUAGUGCUGACCCACUCUCCUCCAGCAGCCGCUUGUUUGUGGGGGAGCCCUGACAAAUCGAUCAGUCAAGUGCAGUGGAGUUUCGCAGCUCAAGGAAGAACAUUUAUGAUUAUUACUACAUGGAAAUGCAAUCAGACCGAGAGGCUAAGGCAGAAGAACUACCACGUCUGCUGUGCAAGAUGAUUAUUAUGAUGAUUAUUACUUCAUGGAAAUGAUCUGCUGCACUCGAUGAUCGACUUGUCAGGGCUCCCCCACAAACAAGCGGCUGCUGGAAGAGAGUCAGUGAGUUCCAAACUAGCAAGCAAGAUGACAAACAAGCCAGCAGUCUGCAACAUUUAUCCCUCGAGGGGGUGUCCAACUCGGUGUUCCGGUGUGUUUGACCAUAACUUAAAUUUACGUCGGAAUAUCCCUUUAAAGCCACUGGACACUACUGAGCAAUAACGGACCUAAAGACCCCAACAAAACAGGAGUGAAGACAAUAAAAUUAUCAACAUGUAUUUUUCAUGAGUUGCUGUAUCACUGGUAUACUGUAGUAAUAUCUGAGAUCUAUACAUCUGUAGGAGCCUGGGGAUUUACAGUGAAAAUGUACAUGUUGUACUAAUGAGUGGUGGUGAAGUUACUCUGAAAAAAUACAACUAAAAUCUACAAUUUUGAACACUAGUGAGUAAGACUUGUGAGCUGCAGAUGCCAGGAUGAAUCACAGCGCCACACUGAGGCAUGGUUUACAUCAGGAAUCCUUUCCAUCUCUCUUUGACUCUUUGGUCUGUUUUUCCCUCAGAGUUUGAAGGGGGCAGAGACUCCACACCCCAGCUAGGCAAAGAGAAACCACCUCCAAAUCUCUGCAAAUGGAUGCACCUUAAACACGGACUUCCGGUUCAGCAGUAACGCCAUCUCACAGGAAUGUUUUUGAAUGUUCCAUGUGUAUUUUUGAAUUGUUUUGUACGGCUAUUUCUGUGUGUGUGGUGUUCAGAUCAGUACGCAGGUGGAGCAGGUUAAACACUAACUGAUCGUGUGGAUUUUGGUUUCAAUCUCAGCUCCUCAAACACGACGAUGAGUUGUUACAGGGAAUUUGCUACAGUGAACAGACAGUAUUUUUCUUAAACAGCAGUGUCCUCUCGCCUUGAAUCUGAAAGUAUUUCAAUAUAUUUGUACGUUGUCAUGAUUUUGCCACAAAUGUGAACAUGUCAUCAGACAAAUCUAUCACUCGCUGAGAGCUCAGUCAGUGUACAUGAAGCAUAAUGACUGUGUAUAUUUUUGAAAACGUAUGUUUAUUUUCUUAAUAAAUUAUUUUGGUGUCGAUCAUCCAUUCAGAAAGUUGUUUAUUCUGAACUGAGGAUUUAAAAUUGUCGUAUAUUGUCAACUAAGAAUUAAAAGAAUCUACUUGUCACAUUUCUGUGUUGUGAUUUGUUUGUGAGUCAUUCAGCGACACAUAAAUGAUGCUGCUGUGUGCAUUAUGCACAAAAGCAGCCAAGCCACAGCGCCCUCUAGUGGUGCAAAGAGAGAACACAAUAACCUGCUUCAAUGCUUCACAAAGACAACUGAAGUAUUUUCACAAUAUUUUACCCUUGACUUUAGAGAAGCGUAUUACUGUCACCAAAAAAAAAGCUGUUUUUGAGAGACUAUUUUUUUCUCUUUUCUGUUUCUUGGACUAAUUUUUUUUUCUUUUUUUUGAGGUUUUUUUUUUACUUUUUAUUUUAAAUGAUUUUGGACUUUUUUUCUUUUCUGUUUUUUGGACUAUUUUUUUUUUUUUUAUUUGUUUUUUGGACUAUUAUUUUUUCUGUUUUUGAAAUAUAUAUUUUUUUCUUCUCUGUUUUUGGACUGAUUUUUUCUGUUUUUUUGAGUAAUUUUUUGUUCGUUUUGUUUUGUUGAUUUUUUUUUGUUCUUUUGACUACUUUUUUUUCUUCUUUUUUUUGUUUUUUUUAACUAAAUUUUUUUUCUGUUCUGUUUUUUUUUACUAUUGGUAGUCUACUAAAAUAAACACUGGAACAGAAGAUACAUAUUUUAUUUAAUAUUUAUUUAGUGUUUAUUUGUAGGGUCAGGUAUGAAGUAAGUAAACCAUUGCCAUGUACUACAGCAUCUGUCACUCGAGCUAAUUUGCCAUUUCCGUCCCUUGCUAAGCUUUUGAAAUACAGACAAUUCCCAAAAUACACACAGUGGCAACAAAUUCACACAAAAUAAGCACACAAUAUUAUAAAGACACAAAAUACAGAAUCACACAAUAGCACAGAGUUAGACAGGAAGUGCACAGACUGAAUCCUCUUUAAAAACUGCUUUAGUCCACGUCUAAAAUGAUCUGAAUCUGGAUCAAGUUUGAGCUCUGCUGGUGAAGCGUUCCACAUUUUGACCCCCUGAACAGAUAAUUCUGUUUGUCCAAGUGAGGAUUUAUGAAAUUACACAUUACAGUCUCCAUGAGGUUGGCAAAUUUAAUAAAAUCAUUCAAACUUAACGUGAAAUUUCUUUAGGAAUGUGGCAGUGAUGUGACCUUAUCGGCUACCAAUCUAGGACUUUAAACGCUCUGUUGUAGAUAUUCAUCGUCAUAGAUGCUGAUUGUGUCACAGUAGCUGAGGUGGGAGAAAAUCCUUGUGUGCUUAAAGACAUCUGCUGCAUAUUGAAACAGGCUCGUUUUUUACACUUAAUGGCACAGAUUGUUUCCAAGCACGGCCUCACACACGUCACACACUACAUGCCUGACACCAUGAUAGUUCACCUUAUGUGGAGAUAGAGAUCGGGUGACUGAGUCGUUGGUGCUAGGGUUCCUGUAUCUGUUGGUCUCUGGAGGUAACAGGCACAGUGUUUUGUACCUCUGAUGACGGUUUGGGAGUGUGAGACCAUCCCCCUGUGAUGCUGGACAAUGUGUGGUGCUGCACCUGGGUGGGCGGAGCUUCAGAGCUGCACCUGAUCAUGUACAGGAAACACCUGGAGAACUGAGAGAUGGCACAGGAAAUGAAAGCAGAAAAAAAGCUGACUUAUUUUUUUCACUCGAGCUUUGAAGGUAGAAAAAAAUCGCUGAUGAGUAACUGGGGACAUAAAUGUACCAGACUACUGCAGCUGGCUCCACACCUUACUUUACUAAAGAAAUUAGUCAAAGCUAAAAAGAUGUUUGGUGGCUACUACUAUAGCUGGGACCCUAUAUGUCCUGUUGAUGAAGUUAGGUGCUGUUGGUGGUGAAGCUAAGACCAAAGUGUUGUAAAAGAAAUGACGUGUUCCGUUGUGAUAAGACAAAUCUUAAUUAUUCACACUGUUGUGGAUGUUACCUGGUUGUUUAGCAGCACAUAGAUAAAUGGGUUGAGGACAGUGCUGGUCUUUGCCAGGAGGGAGGGGAUUAUUCUUGCUGCAGGCAACACUAUGCCGGGACGUCCAAAUGAGGACAGCAUCGCCAUGACACCGUAUGGCAUCCAACAUAGGAGAUAUCCUGUCACCAUGGAGACCACCAUCAGGAGCACACGGCUUUCCUUCUGCUCUGCAAAAGACCUGUUGAUCUAGAAAUACACUUUUUAGAUGCUUUCCAUUUGGGGCCCUGAUUUGGAUUAGGGGAUACUACUACUUCUACUGCUUAUGAUAAAAAUGAUAAUCAUCAGCAUCAUGACAGUCAUAGUCAUAAUCAAUCAUCAUAUAAUCAUAAUAAACAUUGUAAUCAUAACAAGAAACUUAAGGAUGUGGCACUUUUCAAAACACAGUUACAAAGUGCUUCACAACAUAAAAACAGAAACAAAGAAAGAAAACUGCAAGAACACUAUAAAACACUCAACAAAACAUACAGCAGGGAGACAUCUAUACCACUUUUACUUUAUACUUUUUUUUUUCGACAGUUUUUUUAAAAGAGGAUGAGGAACUUGCCCGUCUGAUCUCCUCAGGCAGUUUGUUCCAGAGAGUUUGGCCCCAACCGAAGUGAAAAAAUCCCCUUUUUAGACUAAAAUGGACAUCAGGGUUCGAAGGGGUUCGUUAGGCUUAAGGAGAUCAGCUAAAUGCUUUGGGGCGAGUCCAGAUAGUGCUUUAAAAGUUAACAUUUUAAAAUCUUUGUGAUUAGGGUUUCUGGUUUUCCGACUGAAGAUGGUAAAAAUAUUACUUAUUAAGUACUUUGUGUGUCUUUUAAAAGACAUUUCCAAUCACAUACCACAUGUCUGCUUCACAAGAAGUUGAUGUUUACCUUUGAGAGAGAAUAUACAGUCUCUUCCGAACUCUGACCCCAGCAUGUUAACUUGUUUCAUUCACACAGAGACUGCUUUACAAACACAUGGCAGUUAGACAUGAGAAGAGCUAAUCAGAGGUCAGACGGCACUCUCUGCACACUCACCUGUCUUGUGACUGCUCUUGCAGCCAACAGGAUCCUCCCGUAGCAGAAGAGCAUCAGCAGAAGUGGCAGCAGAAGGCAGAAGACAAACAAGCCGCUGAUGUAGGAGCGAGCUACGGCUGAACGCUGGUGCCACUGGAUCGAGCAGGUGAUACUGGGAACCUCUGGUCCAUAGCUGCUUCAUCACAGACAACACACACUUUGAUUUUUUUUUCUUUUUAAGUGUCAUGAGACAGUUUGUAUCUCUCCACCUGUGAGUUUAAAAUGGACUUGAUUUCUUUUACACCUUUAUACACGUAGGGACAAUACCUCUCAGAGCUGUGAAGAAAUCUAACCAAAAUUGAAUAUUGAAGACAAGACCACAGACUUUUGAGGUUUGUCCACCGCAGCUAAAGAUGCAAGACAAACCUUUUCUCUUUUUCAAUGCCAUUGCUUUUUCAAUAUCACAAGUUAUACAGUUAACUGAAUAUAUGGGUCUUAAAGAAAGUUAAAGGGAUAUUCCAGUGUAAAAUUAAUUUAGGGUCAAACACACCGUAACACCGAGUUAGCCAACCCUUCGAGGGAUGAAUGUUGCCGACUGCUUGCUUCUCUAGUCUUAUCAACUUUAGUAACGACCACAGGAUAGCAAUUCAGAGAGCCACGUGCUCAAUCAAAACGCCACUCUAUAGCCACAAAUAAUGCUCAGAACAGCACCUAACUUCAUCAACAGUACAUAUAGGGUCACAGCCAUAGUACUAGCCAUCAAACAUCUUUUUAGCUUUGCCUGAUUUCUUGUUUCACACAACUCACCAUCUCUCUUCCAGCAGCCACUUGUUUGUAUGGAGACCUCUGGGCGAGUGCAUCGAUUACAUUGGAGUUUCGCAGCUCAAGGAAGAACAUUUAUGAUAAUUACUUCAUGGAAAUGCAAUCAGACUGAGACGCUGAGGCAGAAGAACUACCACGUCUACAGUGCAAAAUGAUUAAUAUGGUGAUUAUUACUUAAAAGAAACGAUAAAGUAAUGAUCAUAAAUGUUCUUCCUUGAGCUGCGAAACUCCGCUGCAGUCACCAACCAGCUGCUGGAAGAGAGUAGGUGAGUUGUGUUUAGUCUCUUUGCUAAAGAAAUCAGGCAAAGUUAAAAAGACGUUUGGUGGCUAGUACUAUGGCUGGGACCCUAUAUGUCCUGUUGAUGAAGUUAGGUGCUGUUCUGAACAUUAUUUGUGGCUAUAGAGUGGUGUUUUGGUUGAGUGUGUGGCUCUCUGUAUUGCUAUCGUUUGGAUGUUACUAAAGUUGGUUUAACUAAAGAAGCAAGCUCAGUGUUACGGUGUGUUGGACCCUAACUUAAUUUUACACCAGAAUAUCCCUUUAACCAUAAUUUCUCCUGUCUUUGGCAUCACCAACCUUUAUCACUGUAUGGUCCAACAAGAGAAGUACAGACCUGCUCCAGCCCAGCAGAGGAGGUACAGUCCAGAACAAUGAAUAAAGCCAGGAGACGGCGACUGCCAGCCUGGCUCUGCGGUACUGAGAGGAGUCCGACUGGAUGCUGCUGCAGAGCAGAACAGAGUACCGCUCCAAAGACAGCAGAGAGAGAGACACCAGAGACACGAUACCUGACAGAAAUGUGCAAAGACAACCAAUAGUCAUCAAACUUUCUAUCUUAAUUGAUCAGCCUGUUUAGUGAUCAAACUUACAUAGAAAGGAAUUUUACUUUUGACUCAAGUACAUGUAUUUGAAAGCUCUCCAUCUGAUCAGCUCAGUAAAUCUAACGUAUUAUUAAAGAUCAAACAACAAUGUAUUUAAAAUUUUACAAAUAAGCUUCACCCCACUUUCAGUGUGUUUAAAUCAAGGUGGUAAUAUUUCUGUGUGUAAUUGGCUAUUUUAACAUUUUAUCACUUUUCCAUAAAACUGAAAAUCCCCUUAAAAUCUAAAAGUGAUCCUGACAUUUAUACACCAACUGCUGAGCAGACUUAAGUGAGCACAAAGGCUGAAUAUGGAACAAAUGUUAUUUAUAUUUGAUGGACAACUUUAAUCUCAGCUAGAGCCAGAAUUAAAGAGGAUUAAGUGAUAGAUGUAUCCCGUCAUAUAUCAGCGUGGAUUUUCAUCUGAGUAAAUGAAUUAAAGCUCCCACACAGGCCCAUUAGGGUUUCUAAAUGUCUUCAUGUGUGUGUCUGUGCUAUGUUUUACACAACUGAGUAACAAAUAGGGGAGACCGGGGCUUGUUGUCACACUUUUUACACUCAUAUAUUUCUUGGAAUCAACACAUCAUAUAUGAACAAAAUGUGAACCAGAUGAAAGACCAAAGUCUCAGGUAUAUAUUUCAUAUUCAUGUCAUUUUCAUAUUAUGUGUCAGUGCAGAGUUAUAAGCAAUCAAAUAGAGAGUGUGAACAUGUGACAUGUUGCCCCACCAUCGGGUAAGUUGUCUCACUACAUGGAGUAAGAUGUCACAGUGGAUUUUGCAGAUAACAAAACAAAGACAAAAUUUUCUUUUUUUUUUUUUACAUGAAAGUGAACAUCAAAGUCAGGCACAAAAAAUAUCUAAAUUGGAAAUAGAAUUAAGAAGUUAGUAAAUAUUAUAAUAGUCAAAUUUGGCAAUUUGUUGCAUUGGCCCCAUUUUUUUUUCUUUUACAAACUACAACGUUUAGCGCAAGUGGGUAUAUAUAUAUAAAAAAUCUGUAUUCACAAGCUUAUGUAUGUAAUUGUAGGUUACAGUAUCAGUUUAUUUUCUAAAGGCCAACUUACCGAAAAGCGCGUUUGAGAAACCGUACCACAGGCACCCGUAGGAGCCGGUCAGCCACUUCCCGCGCACACUGGCGGCGAAGCUGAGAGGAGUCCCGAAGAUGCACACGAGCAUGUCGCUCGCGCUGAUAUUGAUGAGCAGCGUGCUCGUGGGGGUCUGAAGCUGAGGGAAGCGCGAGAACACCAGCAGGACCACGAAGUUACCGGAGAAACCCAGGACGAGGAUGAACCCGAGGACGACCGCCACCGUGGUGCGACCUGCGGGGCUCAGCUCGCUGGCGGCGGCGGAAAAGUCCGAGCUCUUCCCGGAGGUGAGAUUGUUGAUUUGCUGCAGGGGGGUCACCAUGGCAACCCAACCUGAACCACCAGAUAUAUUUACUCGAAGACAGAGCUGAGACCCCUGGAUAAAGAAGUAUGGGAAGAUUUAAGAAGCUUAAUGAUUCUUGACCACAGACUGUAUAUAGAAUGGACGCUGUCUGCCUCCUCGCUGGGUGAAUCCACUCCAAGAACAGCACCCUCUAGUGACGGGCUGCAGUAUAGGUCAUAAAUCCCGCCUCCUCCAGCAAUCCUCAUAGAGGUGUGGACAAACUUUAGAAAUUAAUUACACAGAAUAUAAUUUUUUAAAUAAUUUUUUUAUAGAUCGAACCGCCAACCUUUCAGUUAUUAGCUGACCGCUCUACCUCCUGAACUACUGACUAAAGCUGACUAAAAUAUUUCUUAUCACCACAUGAAUUCCCUUAAGAUCACUACUUUGUGAUAGUUAUUCAUAACCACUGCGCUAAAUAAAGAUAGCAUCAAAAUUCCAGAACCAAUCCUACUGACCUUAUUCGCCUACAUGCAGCUAUCAAAUCCACCCAAACCUACUUUACCCUCAAUCACUAUUGCUGGGUGAAAAUCACCCUGUGAACACGUGCCUGUAGGAAAAAGCAGGUUUUGGAUCAGGGAAACAAAUAUGCCUUCAAAGAUGUCAAAGGAUUGCUGAAGCUACCCAGAGACCCAUGAUACUCAGACAAACACAACAUAAUGAAAAUCACGUGAACAUGUUUGGUCUAGUGAAAAUCACCCGGCGAUAGUGUUCUAGGGUUGGUUUCAUAGCAGUAACAUGACAAGUUCCCUCCCUCCAAUUAAGUUACUAUCACUCCUCCUCUAUAGGUCACUAUUAACAUUUUUAGGUUGGGAUGAAUGAUAAUAUUGGCUUGAUAGAGGUAUGGACAGUCUGUACUAUGAACAUUUUUUACAAUAUAUUACACUGAUAAUGCUCAGCAAAGAAUCAAAAAGUAUUCUCAUAGCAAACACAGAAUUUUUCAGUGAAACUAUCCGAUACAUAGAAAAAAGUGAAAAGAUGUCAAACCUUAAGUGAGACCAAGGAAACACUCCGACAAUGAAACACCGAGAGAACCAGCCCAGCAGCACAGUUUUAUCACAGAAGACCAUCACUCAGUCAGAGACACAUGCCUUUAUUCUGCUUUCUUUUUGACCAGAUUGCAGACCUUAAUAACUGAGCCAACUCAUCAAUGAUACAAGCUGUGGUUGGCUAGAGCUUGAGCCAAGAACACGUUAACUGUUCAGAUACUGAAGACAAAAUGGAAAAGACAUCACGGGACACUGCAGUUUUGGGGGCAUUUGGAGUCAUGAAAGUCCUCCACACAGACUUGUGGACUCAGUUUCUCAUAAAUACAAUAUUAUUUACAUAAUUACUUUUUUAAUACAUACAAGGACUCAUAUUUCUUUAGUUGAUGACACGAUGUGUUGUUGGGGUUUUUCUUUGUUUAACCUUCUUUUUGUUUCUUUGUUUUUUUUCCCCCCUCAUAUUUUAUCAUUUUCUUGUCAUUUUCUACCUUAUUUUACUUAAAAUGAUGUAUGGUUCUAUGUCAAUUCUGAAAAUAAAAUAAGAUUUUUGGCAUGCUAUAUUACCAAGACAGUUGACACUCAUUCUGUUGGUUUGCAGGGAUGCACAACAUCUUGAAAUAUAUGCAGAUGCACUAGUUAGAGACAAAACUAUGGCUAUGUUCACACUGCAGGUCAUUUUCGAUUUUUUAACCAUAUGUGACACAUGUCUGAUUUUUUCAUUUAAGUGUGAACAGUGCAAUUCAGAUUUUUUCAAAUCAAAUGUAUUCAAAUGUUCAAAUUCAAAUUCAAAUGUAUUAAUUAAUGCCGCAGUUUACGCUCGCUGGCUAACGAGCCGUUCAUACGCGCGAUCGACUAGCGUCUUUUGAUACGCACUCCAGAUGAGUAGCAAAAGCGAAAUCAGCCUACGAUGCUCCAUGACAGGCGAAGACAGCAGAGCAGGGUUUGUAUUAUCGCAUGAACUAAUGACCAAUAACCGAACGAUAUUCACGGUCACGUGACUUCCGGUUCCUUUUUCUGGAGCGAUUGAGUUUGUCCAUGUGAACGCAAACCGGACCAGUUAAACAAUCAAAAGAAAAGUAUCGUCUUGCCUCGAAUUCGAAUC